Myotis davidii is the source of this 2740-nucleotide messenger RNA. RefSeq names its product tubulin polyglutamylase TTLL13P. Bases 182 to 2740 code for a protein of 852 amino acids. The transcript is spliced from 15 exons. Gene Ontology annotation, biological process: microtubule cytoskeleton organization; protein polyglutamylation. NCBI's taxonomy places the organism in Eukaryota, Metazoa, Chordata, Mammalia, Chiroptera, Vespertilionidae. Gene Ontology annotation, cellular component: cilium. Gene Ontology annotation, molecular function: tubulin binding; tubulin-glutamic acid ligase activity. The record is from RefSeq and is a predicted model, not a curated record.
UUUCUUUAUCUCUCCCUGCAUUGGGCCCUGCUCCAUCCAGAUGCCCUCCUUCUAGCACAUUCUUCACCUGCCUGGCUACCGGGAAUUUUCCUCCAGCCCUAACAAACACAGAUGAGUACUCUUCACAUACUUCGUCUAGUGUGAAAACAAGUGGUACUCACAGCUUUAAAGAAUCUCCAGGAUGGAGCCAAGUCCCUCUAAGACCAGCGAAUCAGAGGAAGACUCUGUUGAGGAAGAGGAGGAGUCCGAGGAGGAGUGCGACGAUGGGGAAGCUGCCAUCUCUCCGAACCCUGCUCAGCAGACACUCUCCAAGGCUGACAGUGGGGUCGCCUUAUCCAUUGUGGCCACGAAAAUCCCCAAAAUAGUCUUAACCCCGCCUGCCUUAGAUGACUUAGAGGUCGGGAGAAGAAAGAGAAGGCGGAGAUGCAGAGCCCUGGCCAUCAACCUGACCAACUGCAGAUAUGAGAGUGUGCGGCGCGCAGCCAGAAUGUGUGGCCUGAGGGAGGUGGGGGAAGACGAAGAGUGGAACGUGUACUGGACGGACUGCUCCGUGUCCCUGGAACGGGUCAUGGACAUGAAGAGGUUUCAGAAAAUCAACCACUUCCCUGGCAUGACGGAAAUCUGCCGCAAAGACCUGCUGGCCCGGAACCUGAAGCGCAUGCAGAAAAUCUACCCCCGGGAGUACAACAUCUUCCCCCGCACCUGGUGCCUGCCCGCGGACUACGGGGACUUCCAUGCCUGUGGUCGUCAGCGGAAAACCCGAACGUUUAUCUGCAAGCCGGACAGUGGCUGUCAGGGCCGCGGCAUCUUCAUCACCCGAAACCCCCGGGAGGUCAAGAUCGGAGAGCAUAUGAUCUGCCAGCAGUACAUCUCCAAGCCCUUCCUCAUCGACGGCUUCAAGUUCGACAUGCGCAUCUACGUCCUGCUCACGUCCUGCGACCCGCUGCGGAUCUUCAUGUACGAGGAGGGCCUGGCACGCUUUGCCACCAUGCCCUAUGUGGAACCCAACCACAGCAACCUGGAUGAAGUCUGCAUGCACCUGACCAACUACGCCAUCAACAAACACAAUGAGAAUUUCGUCCAGGACGAUGCUGUGGGCAGCAAGAGGAAGCUGUCGACGCUCAAUGCCUGGCUGCGAGAACACAGCUACGACCCCCGAGAGAUGUGGGGGGACAUCGAGGACAUCAUCAUCAAAACCAUCAUCUCGGCCCACUCGAUCCUGCGCCACAACUACCGCACCUGCUUCCCCCAGCAUCUGAGCGGAGGCACCUGUGCCUGUUUUGAGAUCCUCGGUUUUGACAUCCUCCUGGACCACAAGCUGAAGCCCUGGCUGCUGGAGGUGCGGACUCUCCCCUGGGCUUUCCAAAACCAAAGGCCUCCCCCAACAGGACACUCAGAGACCCAGCUUAAGUCAAGCCUGUUUUCAUUACCACACACAGACGGGGCUGGCCGCUGCCACCGCAGGGGCAGGGCAAAGGCCGUGACGCCUCCUCGCAGACCUCCGGACUCACCCCAGCUUGGUUUUCUUAGGCGAGUCCUCACGGAGCUGUCCCAGGCGGCACUGCUGGACCAGGAGUGCUAUGAGGACGCCCACCUGGGCGGGUACCGGCGGAUCUACCCGGGGCCUGACACCGAGAAGUAUGCGCCCUUCUUUAAACACAGCGGCUCCCUCUUCCAGGAGACGGCGGCUUCCAAGGCCCGGGAGGAGUGCGCCAGGCAGCAACGGGAAGAGUUCCGCCUUAAGCAGAAGCAGCGGGAGGUCUUAGACUCUAAGAAGCCAAAGGAAAACAAGGAGCAGAACCCGGGGGAGUCGGCAGGGGAGAACAGGCGACCCAGGCCCCGGUUCCACGGCCUGGCCACCCACCUGGCGUACCGGAACCGGACACGGGCGCAAAAGCUGCUGGCGGGACACCUGGACACGAUGCAGCCGCAGGAAAUCGUGGAGGAGGAGGAGCUGGAGCGGCUGACCGCCCUGCUGCGGAGGGAGAACCUCAUCCGACGCCUGGGGAUCGUCGAGCAGAUCACCAGCAUCGUGCAAUCCGGCCAGCAGAACCAGAGAAAAUCGCCCGAGGGUCGGCCUAGAUCUCACCAGGACGGGCUGAGCAGCCCGGAACUGCCGUCUCUGAGUCUGUUCCCACUGGCCCUCCUGAGAGGGACCUACAAAGAGCAGGGCCCUCCUCACUUCCUGCACGUAGUCCAACCCGAGCUGAUCCCCAGGAUCCUAGGGCCACUGCCAAGCAACCCUGCACUCCUGCACCCGUCCGGGUGCUACCUGCAGCCCAGGACCUUCCACUGGACAAGAGACCCAGCCACCUUUGGCCCCUGCUCUUUGUCACUGAGGAAAUCCGGGAGGCGCUGCUUUCCCGCUUCCAGAUUCAGGCUGAACGGCCAAGGCCAGGCCAGCAGAAGGCUAGAAGCCAUAAACAGAGCCAUGGCAGGAUCAGUGCCAUCCUCUUUAACCCCCAAGCAGGGCUAUUUCCUGCAACGGGAAAGCGUGAUAAGUAGCCCGUGGACUGAGCGCACCUUGCCCUGCGUGGUAAAUUCUGAACACAGAGCAGCCCAGGCCCAGGACCUCCCCCUCUGUCCUACCUCCGCUCCCCUGACGCAGAGCACUGCGACGGAGCUCGAGUUGGGAAAGCCUUGGCCAGAAGCCCCGUCUGCCUCAGGCUCAAACCUAAGACACCGGGAACUCUUCGAUACCCCAAGAUUAUUUUCGGAUCAGAAAGAGACUAAAAAGUGA